AUGCGCAUGGCAGCGGGAAGAGCCUGUGGCGCUUGGAGCGCGCAGCGCAUGCUGGUCCCCGGCCAGCGCGUCGACUUCAUCCGACUGUCCCCCGGCGUCGCCGCGGCGGCGACGGUACGGUUCGGCGCUCGUCGCGCCGUCGGGAGCAGAGUGAUCCUCUGCCUCGCCUCAGGAGGCGGUCGUCCGCGGGACGACGACGGCGAGUUCGAGCCGGCGGAUUCGCCGUUGGAUUCGGACGGGCGGAUGGUCGACGAGGGCAUGGACACGCUGUGGCGGCGCAUCCGCGAGGUGGAUGCGGCAUCAGCAGACGAGGAGGACAAGGAAGAACCAGAGGACGAGGGUGGCUUCGACGUCUUCGCGCCCCCGGCUGAGUGGACGGAGCUGGAGCGGCGGCAUUACGUGCUGUACGUUGCGGCCCUGCGCGAGGCACUCGGCGCCGUGUUCGCAUUGCUGGCGCGCGAGCGGCCGGCGCUCGGCGCGGCGGUCGUGGCGCUGGUGCUGCUCAGCGUGCCGGCCUCGGUGCUCCACGUCUCCGCGGAGCUGAUCCGGGCCGUGUACUCCAUCUUGGCCGCCGUGCGCAACGGUACAAUAUAGUACGAGUAGGAUUGUACUGCAUGGUUGCGUAUCCGUACCGAUGUACGUAUGUUUGUCACGUGCACGCCUUGCUUGUCCCUGUUCUGAGGGUGUAUUAGUAGAUUAUUAUAAGUGGCGUUCGUUUUCUCGAAUCGCAAUGGACAGCAAUCAC
This is a messenger RNA of Triticum dicoccoides, 745 nucleotides long. RefSeq lists its product as uncharacterized. The transcript has a single exon. The record is from RefSeq and is a predicted model, not a curated record. The coding region runs from base 1 to 594 and encodes 197 amino acids. Lineage: Eukaryota; Viridiplantae; Streptophyta; Magnoliopsida; Poales; Poaceae.